This is a messenger RNA of Rosa rugosa (rugosa rose), 1346 nucleotides long. Its product is annotated as alkaline ceramidase. The transcript has 3 exons. Gene Ontology annotation, cellular component: membrane. Gene Ontology annotation, biological process: response to salt stress; ceramide metabolic process; defense response to other organism. NCBI's taxonomy places the organism in Eukaryota, Viridiplantae, Streptophyta, Magnoliopsida, Rosales, Rosaceae. Gene Ontology annotation, molecular function: hydrolase activity, acting on carbon-nitrogen (but not peptide) bonds, in linear amides. The coding region runs from base 302 to 1069 and encodes 255 amino acids. The record is from RefSeq and is a predicted model, not a curated record.
AAUAGAAAAUAGAAAAUAGAAAAUAGUAAGAAGAAAAAGAAAACACAAAGAAGAAGCGGAUUCGGUCUCUCGAACGCCGAAAAGUUAUUCUGUGCCUCUCAUAAGUCAUAACCCCUUUCUCACCAUUUCGAAAUUCGAACCAGGCUUAGCGGCGAAGAAGAACAAGAACAACGAAAUGAGAUCUCCUUUGGCCAAAACGGUGCGUUUUCUAGGUACAUGAUUUUGCAGGUUUUGCGAAGUCAUCAGGUUUUUAAGUAGAAAACAGAAUUGGUUGAGUGCAUUUUAGACCGUAGAAAGAGGAAUGGCUGAUGCGAUAUCGAGCUUCUGGGGUCCUGUCACAUCAACGAUCGAGUGUUGUGAGAAGAACUAUGCCUACUCUUCUUAUAUUGCGGAAUUUUUCAACACCAUGUCGAACAUUCCCAGCAUACUCUUGGCACUCAUUGGUCUUAUAAAUGCUCUAAGGCAGCGGUUUGAGAAGAGAUUCAGUGUUCUUCAUAUAUCUAAUAUGAUACUUGCCAUUGGGAGCAUGUUAUACCACGCUACACUGCAGCACGUGCAACAGCAGAGCGAUGAGACUCCUAUGGUUUGGGAGAUGCUCCUAUACAUGUAUAUCCUCUACUCCCCAGAUUGGCACUAUCGCACUACAAUGCCGACCUUCCUCUUCCUAUAUGGUGUUGUUUUUGCUGCAGUUCAUUCAGUGGUCCGAUUUGAGAUUGGUUUUAAGGUGCACUAUGUGAUCUUGUGUCUUCUUUGCAUACCUCGAAUGUACAAGUAUUAUAUAUACACACAGGACGUCUAUGCCAAGAGGCUCGCAAAGCUGUAUGUGGUCACUCUUCUUAUAGGGAGUUUGUGUUGGCUCGGCGACAAUGUUUUCUGCAAAGAGAUAUCCAGUUGGCCCGUUAACCCACAAGGUCAUGCCUUGUGGCAUGUAUUCAUGGGUUUUAAUUCCUAUUUUGCAAACACUUUCUUGAUGUUUUGCCGGGCUGAACAACGAGGAUGGGCUCCUAAGAUUGUUCGUUUUAUGGGUCUCUUGCCCUAUGUGAAGAUUGAAAAACCAAAAACCCAAUGAGACUUGAAGUAAAUGGCAGGAUAUAGUUUCAGUUGAGACCAUCUACGUUUGAGAGGAACAUCAGGAAGCAGAAGGCUGGAUUUUUAUUCUUUUAGAUUGGAUAUUAUCUUAAAUUUUGUUUUAGAAGUAGAACGUGUAACAUACUUUAAGCUUUGGUUUGUGGCAUUGUGCUAGAGGGGCUUACCUUUUUUGAUUUUCAAAAACUUUCUCGAUUCCAUCUUGGUUUUGUUAUUAGAUUUUGAGGGUCAUGAUUGUAUUUAUUGUGUUAUUGUGACUA